Messenger RNA from Moneuplotes crassus, 1471 nucleotides. Lineage: Eukaryota; Ciliophora; Spirotrichea; Euplotida; Euplotidae. The record is from the annotation of a GenBank genome assembly.
CUAUAAUUAAAUAUCAAAAAUGGCUGCAAGAGUCGGAAAAUACAAGUUAGGUAAAACCCUCGGUGAAGGCUGGAACUCUCAAGUCAAAGUCGCCACCGACACAGAAACUGGCAAAUCCUAUGCUAUGAAACUCAUGUUUGUAGAAGAUGCCGAAGACCAAGAAGACUUUGACCUCUCGCUGUUCCUCACACUCAUGAACAACGAAGUCGAGCGACUUGAGAAGCUUCCGAUCCACAACAACAUCAUUUCGCUGGUCGAGUAUGACUGGAAGGGUGUCUACAUCACGAGCAAAGGCACCGAGAAAGAAGUUUUGUACUGCGUCCUUGACCUGGCCACCGGUGGCGACUUAUUCGACUACAUCUUCACAGUCGGAAGAGGACUCCCUGAAGACAUCGCCAGGUACUACUUCCACAAACUCAUCGACGCCAUCCAGCUGCUGCAUGAGAGCAACGUUGUACAUAGAGACCUGAAGCUGGAGAACCUGCUCUUAGACGGGGAAUACAACUUGAAGAUUGCAGACUUUGGGCUGUCGACCACGGUUGAGUCGAGUUACGGAGGAGGCGUCAUGCACACCAGGGUCGGCACUGAGCGCUACAUGCCACCAGAAAUGCUUGAGAAAAACGCUUAUGUUGGUAUAUGAGCUGAUCUCUUUGCUGCUGGUAUUAUACUAUUUGUGCUUGUGGUUGGAAUAAUGCCAACUCAUAAAACUGCAGAAUCUAAUGAUUAUCUGUAUAAAUACAUUCGCAAAAAGGAGUACGAGAAAUACUGGACAGUAAUCUCUAAACUGCUUAAUCUUGAUCUCAGUGGAAUCAGUGAAGAUUUUUUCCAUUUAGUCACCACUAUGGUUAAAUAUGAUUACAAGAAACGUUUUACUAUUGAAGAAAUUAAAGCACAUCCAUGGAUGCAAGGCCCAAUUGCCACCGAAGAAGAAGUCAGAAAGGAAUUAGCAUCAAGGAAAGUUGAGAUUAAACGCAAGUUAGGAGAUUCUGAUGAUACUGACCUCGAAGACCUAGCUGAUGUUCACAAAGAUGAAUUCGAAAAGAUUGAAAGGGGUGAUGAACCCGAGUGGGUUGAGGAAGAAAUUGAUCGUAGAAUUAAGGUCUACAACCCUGAAUUUCCAACCAUGACUGAAUGUUUCUCGACCUUCAAACCUAAUGUCUUACUAGGAUCUGUGUAUAAUUUCUGUAAAGAUAAGAUCCUCGAAUUCAAACUUGGAAGCGAAGAUUACUCAGCAACGGUUCAAAUGCCAUCAGAAGAUGACAAUAUCGUAGAUUUUGCAGUUGAGGUUCUCAAGGUUAAGCCAGAAUUAGACGAAGAUAUUGAUUGUGAUGAACUUGAAGAAAUUGAGGAUGAUGAUGACAUUAAAUAUUGUGUAGUGUUUAGGAAGAAGAGAGGUCCCAAACAGGACUUCAUCAAAAUCUUUAGGAGCUUUAGGUUCUUCUUUAAGAAGCUCAACAAUGUUGAAUAGAGA